Messenger RNA from Arachis stenosperma, 678 nucleotides. RefSeq lists its product as uncharacterized. NCBI's taxonomy places the organism in Eukaryota, Viridiplantae, Streptophyta, Magnoliopsida, Fabales, Fabaceae. The transcript has a single exon. The record is from RefSeq and is a predicted model, not a curated record. Bases 1 to 678 code for a protein of 225 amino acids.
AUGAUUUUGAUGGUAUCCCUUCAACAUACUUUUGAGAUGAAAGAUCUUGGUUCUCUCAGCUACUUUCUUGGUUUAGAAGUCAUCUCUACCGUUGAUGGCAUCUAUCUCUCUCAGGCUAAAUAUGCUUUAGAUCUCCUUGCUCAAGCUAGAAUUACAGAUAGUCACACUGAAUCUACUUCUCUUGAGCCUAAUGUUCGAUUUACUCCUAUGGAUGGCAUUGUUCUGGAUAAUCAUACUCUUUAUCGACAGCUAGUUGGCGGACUCGUCUACUUAACUGUCACCCGACCAGACAUCGGCUAUCCGGUUCAUGUUCUUAGCCAGUUCUUGUUAACUCCUCGUACUACUCACUAUGCGGCAGUUCUUCACGUUCUUUGUUACAUCAAAGGCACCCUAUUCCAUGGCCUUUAUUUUUCUGCCUGUUCCUCUUUAUCCCUUCAAGCGUACUCAGAUGCUGAUUGGGCUGGUGAUCCUACUGAUCGUCGUUCCACUACUGGUUAUUGUUUGUUUCUUGGCGACUCUCUCAUUUUCUGGCGAGCUAAGAAGCAAACAUUCACUGCUCGGUCAAGCACCGAUGUUGAAUACCGUGCCCUUGCUGACACCACUGCUGAAGUUGUCUCGAUUUGUUGGUUUCUCGCAGACUUGGGUGCUUCUCAGUCAUCCCCAAUUGAUUUUUUGUGA